Spirodela intermedia is the source of this 3750-nucleotide messenger RNA. NCBI's taxonomy places the organism in Eukaryota, Viridiplantae, Streptophyta, Magnoliopsida, Alismatales, Araceae. The record is from the annotation of a GenBank genome assembly.
AUGGCGGAAGAGAAGGAUUCCACGUCGAUUCCGCUUAGCGCAGCGGGAGGAGUGGACGGCGGCAUAGAUCCUGAGGACCCGGCGAAAUCCCCACCGACCACCCCCAUCUCGACCCGCAGGGUGCGUGCGCCGUCCUUCUCCUCACCCUGCGUUUCUUUGGCCUCUGCUUCUUUUCCGGAGGGAAUAACUGUGAUUUCGCGAUUCAGUUGCCAACCCUAGUCGAGUUUUGUCCAUUCUAACAGUUGUUUUCAGACGCACGAAUGUUGUCUAUUGACUUGUGAGAUGCGCCGAUCUCUCAUUUUUCUUGGUUUGCGUUUCACUUACCUGUGCUGCAUCUGUGGACUAUCCGGAGUGUGAAUGGAUAACGCCAAAUGGGAUGGGUUCCUCCAAAUUUGGAGAAACGUUUAUUUUAGAUCCAGAUCUUAUGUUUAUUUUGGGCAUUACAUUGUUUCGAUGAUUCAAUAAGCCUUCCUCGUCGGCGUUGACCGUUUAGAAUCGAGUAUUUUGCCUCCUUUAUUAUUUUCAGAAAAAUUCGUACUGUGGAAGAAGCGUAGAACCCUGCGGGUAUUUGGGGUUGACCUUUUAAGUUGGCGAAGAAUAAUACGGGGAAUGGAGGUGUUAUGAUAGCUGGAUGAUUGGUGAUAGAAGUAAUGAAUCGUCCCGGUUAGUGCAGCACUGUAAGAAAUGGAGGUCUAAGUCUUUUAAUUCUUUACCAAGGCCUUUUCUUGUAAUGAAAUGUGGGGAAUCCCUGAAGUUAGCAAAAGCACAAGGAAAGAGCGAACUCGAUUAGACCGCUGAAUUUCUCCAACUUAAAGUGUUGACUAAUUUAAAAAGACUUCCACGUGGUUGACCGCUAAAGAUCCGUGUUUUCUGUAACCUCAAUGUCCACGAUGAUAUAGGAGAAGGUACAGGGUUCUAAGUAUCAGUCCACUGUUGUCUCCGAGCCCUGCUUAGAGUGGUUCGCCUUGUACUGCUGGACAAACAACAAAUUUUUAGAACAAGUUACCAACGAAAGAAUAUGAGCCCCAGAUUCUUCCAGAGUUAAGCCGGUAUAAAGUCUGUGAUCGAGCUUCACGAUAAGAAGCAAUUUUUUUUUUUUUAUCUUUUGAUGUUAAAGGAGUUCAUGCUUCUGAUCCAUAUUAAUUGCUUAUUAUCAUUCUCUCUCUCUCUCUCUCUCCCUCUCUCGCCUACAUACACAAACACCUCUCAUGCUCUAACAGACCAUGCGUGUAUUUUUUUUUAAAACCUUUCUGUCAUUGUUCCAUCUCUCUGAAAAUAGUAGUCUCGUCUCUUAUUGAAUCUAACUCUUGAAUAUGAUGUUUUUUUUAUUUUCUGGUCUUGAAAUGUUUGACGCUUGAAGCCGUUCUUGUCAGAGUAUAUCAUACUCCGUUUUUCAAACAUAUGCUUGGUUUCACCUGUUAACAUUGAAUUGAUCCUUCAUAACUAUAUUAGCAUGGGGCUUCUCACAUUCGUGCUUACAAGUGUGGGCAUAUGCUUGAGCAUAGAUGCAUUCACAGAGACACACAGUUUACUUGUUCAUUAUUCCAAAAAUUUAUUUCAUGAGGGCAAAUAUUAAACACUUGAACUAUUUCCAGGCUUGCUGUGCUGUUCUCCAAAGCUGGGUUUCAAAGAAGUUCAUGACCGGAUGGUGAGAUGCAGCUUUUAUUUGCCAUGAAACGUGCUCUUUAAUCUUUUUCAGGUCACUGAAUUUUAAGAUCUAACCGCGUUGCAAUUUUCAAUGCUGCAGCGUCGUUCUUUUUCCUGUUGCUGUUACUUUUUUUGUUACAUGGUGGUUUAUUCGGUUCGUUGAUGGUUUCUUCAGUCCGUUGUAUGCCCAGCUGGGUAUAAACGUAUUUGGUAAGCCAUUCUACAAAGGCAUAUCUAGUCUGAUAUUUUAUUGACAUAAUGAUUUCUUAGGUUACACUAAGCAUGCCGCUAUUCCCCAAAGAUGUGUAGUUAUUGGCUGAUCUGGCUAUGUUUCGUAAAACUUAUGGGCUAAAUCCAAAUGAAUAAGAGAAGUCAUGGGCUAAAACAAUAUUGGGGAAACUUUAACCUGAUUUUCCAGCUCCUGAGUAUAAUUCCAUUUUUCUCCAUGCUAUAGUUCAGUAACUUGUUUAUCUAUUUGAACACAUUAUUUUAAAAUAAUGCCAUUCAUCUUCAUCAAACUUUAUGCAAAGCCUUUUUAUCCAUUUUUGUUAACCAUCUGGUUAUCUUUUCCAUAAAUGAGCAACCUUAAUGGCAUUUUCCUACUGUUUCUUUUUUCUUUGGUCAUUUUGGAUAUCAAACCUGGACAUACUGUUCUUAGAAGAAAUUGAUGCCUUGGUAACUAGGGGAUAAGCAUACCCCCAGGCAGGUCUGGAUGGGCAGGAGUAUGAGUUGACCAUACAUAGAGUUUGGUUACUGUCGGUUGACUGGUAUGAUCAUUUUAUUCAUUACCGUGGAAUCCUUUAAGCAUCCUGAAACCUUUGUCCACGACUUUUCAAAUGAUUAGAUAUUUAAAAGUAUGAUUCUCCCUCUGGAUUGGAUCUAUUCUCAUUUCAUAUUUAAUAUAUUCAUGAUUUAGAAUUGAAGAACAGAUAUGCAGUACCCACUAUUCAGUUGCGCCGAUGGAUUUCAAGCAUUUCCUAUUAAAUGGGAAGAGCGUCAUAGUUGUUCUUCCCAUUUCCUACAUUAUGUCAUUUAUUUGUAUUUUGAUUAGUUGACUUUAGUCCUGACCAUUCUCCCAUCCACAAAAUAUUUCAGGUCUUGGAUUCUUGACGUCGCUAUUGUUCAUCUUCUUCGUCGGCAUAUUCGUUUCAUCCUGGGUUGGCGCCACUGUUAUCUGGCUGGGAGAGUGGUUCAUAAAACGGAUGCCUUUCGUUAGGCACAUUUACUCGGCAUCGAAGCAGAUCAGCACCGCUAUUUCUCCCGGUAUCAUAGCUUUGACUCGCACAUUAAUGGGCAUAUGAUCGUGUCUGGGUUGACUUGCACAUUAAUGACAUUAAUGGUUUUUCUUCGUACUCGCCCUCUCUUUCCGCAGAGCAAAACACCACUGCGUUCAAAGAGGUGGCCAUAAUUCGCCAUCCCCGAGCUGGUGAAUACGCGUUCGGGUUCAUCACAUCCUCGGUUAUCCUUCAGGUACGUAAAAGGAUGGGUGCUGCUCAGAGUCUGACAGGUUUUGUAUAAAGUCAACGCUCGAGAACGCCGUAGAUUCCAGGAACCGAUUUAGAUUGUGGAAGAACAGCAGCUGGAUCUUGUUUUCGUGUUCAGUUUUCCAGCCCCCUCCUCCCCUUGGAGAUGUGAACCAGUUGCUUCGUUUGCAGACCGAUAAGGGCGACGAGGAGCUGUGCAGCGUCUACGUCCCCACGAAUCACGUCUACAUCGGGGACAUAUUCCUGGUCAACUCCGCUGAGAUCAUCCGCCCAAAUCUCUCCAUCCGCGAAGGCAUAGGUCUGCUCCUCUCUCUCUCUCUCUCUAUCUAUCUCAUUGGGUCUCCCUCUUUCGUGCUGGAUCUUCAGAACUUUUCCAAAAAAGGAAAGAAAGGAAAACCGGUCAACCCUUGGGGCUAGAGGCCCAAAUUAAUGAAGUGAUUAAGUAAUUGAUUAUUGAUUUAAUUAUGUAAUUAUUUAUUUAGUGGAGUGACGAUUUUGCAUAUGGGACGCAGAGAUCAUCGUCUCGGGAGGGAUGACGAUGCCGCAGCUGAUCGCUCCCGUGGAGGGGAUGGCGGUGCCCAGGCAGCAGAGCGUCCGGUUGAAGAUGAUGUCGUCAUGA